UUUGGUUUAAUUAGAUGAUUAAGCCUCCGUCACCAAUUUUCACAUUUUUUGGAAUCGAAGGAGGUGCCACGUGUUCAUGUCUAAACAAUGGUCAAUUGCUGGUUGGAAGCCAAAAUGGAAUGGUUCAAGCUUUUGGAUUGGAGAGCAAGAUUAUGGAGCACAUUGUUUAUGUUGACGAAGAAGAGCGUAGAAUUCAAUCAAUUGAAAUUUCUGGUAAUGAUACGUUUGUCUAUAUUCGUAGUUAUGCAGUACUUCAAUUAAGGAAACCCGAAAUGAGCAAAUCCACGUGGAAAGUUAUCAGAACGAUCGAAGUUGAUCACGUUGGAUUCUGUAAUUUCUUAAUUCUUCAAUCUCAACUUCUUUUCGCUUCAACUGAUGAUAAACGAUAUGCAAAGUUGUGUUGGACUGAAAUUAAAGAUGAGAGUAUUCCAACAAAAUCGAAUCGAAUUCUGGAUGAAGCGGAUGUUAAUCCAAUGUGUAUGUUAGUAGGAGAAGAAAAAGAAAAUGAAGUUUUGAUUGGUAUGGAAGAUGGAAGAUUAGCUAUAUGUUAUGGAGAUAAUGGGAUGUUCGAAUGUCAGGCAAAGCAAAAACUGGGCCGUGAUCCGAUCUUCUGCAUCGCAAGUAGUUCAAAAUGGGUGGCCGCAGGAUGUGCAAGAGCUCCGAUUUAUUUGCUUAAUAGAUAUGAUCUGUCAAAACAAGAGAUACCGUAUCCCCCAGAUGCUGCUGGCUGCUCGGCAAUCUCAUUCUCCCCGAAUUCGAAGCAAAUUAUUGCUGGAUUCUGGGAUGGUUCGAUCCGUGUAUUCUCUCGUCAUCGUCUAAAUGUUCUACUUGCUCUCACAAAUGCUCACUCUUCAACAAUUUCUUCCAUAAUUUGGUUACCUCCAGAACAAGGAGAAAUUGUGAUUGCCACGUCAUCGGAUUCUACCGUUUCUUUGUGGAAAUUGAAAUGAUAUACAUAACAUACAAUAAAGUUAUAAAAAUAAAUGUUUCAUUUUCG
Messenger RNA from Caenorhabditis elegans, 997 nucleotides. RefSeq names its product WD_REPEATS_REGION domain-containing protein (gene C10B5.1). The transcript has 5 exons. The coding region runs from base 15 to 950 and encodes 311 amino acids. The record is from RefSeq and is marked reviewed. Lineage: Eukaryota; Metazoa; Nematoda; Chromadorea; Rhabditida; Rhabditidae.